Molecule: messenger RNA, 2103 nt
Organism: Fusarium mangiferae
Lineage: Eukaryota; Fungi; Ascomycota; Sordariomycetes; Hypocreales; Nectriaceae
Exons: 3
Coding region: 1-2103 (700 amino acids)
Biological process (GO): regulation of DNA-templated transcription
Molecular function (GO): zinc ion binding; DNA-binding transcription factor activity, RNA polymerase II-specific
Source: RefSeq, a predicted model, not a curated record
AUGGGUCGUCAGCCUCGUCAGCGUCCUGUGUCUUGUAACUUCUGCCGUGUGCGCAAGUUGCGCUGCAGUAGAGAAUUUCCGUGUUCCAAUUGCACAAGCCGCGGAGUUCAAUGCCAGGCUCAAGACCCACCCCGGGCAACGGGCCCGUCUUCACGGCCGGUUUCCAAACGUGCAGGCGGAGGUGUAAGCGGAGGCGGAGGCGGAGGCGGAGGCGGAGGCGGAGGCGGAACAUCUUCUGAGGGCAAGGAGGCGGACAUUCUCUCGCGAUUGGAGAGGCUGGAAGCUCUUCUCGCAGAACGAAACAAAGAGACUGACUUUCACUCUAACCCUCGAACAAUAUCAUCAGCCCCUUCGAGUGUUGAAGGCAGUGAUGUUGCUCCCCGGACACAGCUGGAGCCUCUACAACCUUUGCCAAUCAAUGUUCAGAACUUGACGGCUGAUGCUCUUUGGCUCGAGAGUUCAUGCCUUGGCCCAAAGCCAUCGCCUUCAUGCUACAUCUUUCAAAACUCAAGUGUCCCCUCAGGGUUUCUCUCUUUGGAACCAACAAGGUGCAUCUGGUUGCCUCAACGACAUGAAACCAAGGUUUUGGUUCACAAGUACACCUCGGUCAUUACUUUUAUGCAUCAUGUUGUACACACUCCAAGCCUGUAUAAACUCGUCGAUGAGGUCUACGAUGCCGUUGAAAAGGGGGCACAAGCUUCGCUGUGCUCAGUUCUCCUGAUGCUUGCGGUCUGCACCAACGUCACAUACGCAUGGACAGCAGUAGACAACAACAUGACGUCUCUCUUCUGUGAUUAUACAGAGGCAAACACCCAGUCGUUCGGAUGGCUCAAAUCAACCUUUGAUGUAUUCGAUGCAUCGCAGCGGAGGUCGGAGAUAGGUCUCGAGCUGGCUCAGGGUCUCAUCAUCGUGAGUUUCGUCCUGUUGAACUUGGAAGGAGUUUCCUCCCGAGCUCGAAACUGUUUUUUCAAUUCCAUCACCAUUUGCCGUGAGCUCGGACUGCACCGACUGGAUCACCCUCACAACCCUCCCUCGGUGCAGAUACCCCAGCUCAGUCCUCUCAAAAUGGAGACUGCUCGGCGAGUUUGGUGGUACCUCAUUGGUACAGAUGCCAUGAUAUCUCGAUUUCCAGGCCCACAUGAAGGCACCUACCUGAUCAAUCCAAGGCAAAUGAAUGUCAGAAAACCUCUGAAUGCCGACGAUGAAGAUCUUGUAGAAGGACAAGAGUUGGUGGGAAAGCCAAUAAAUUGUGCCACCAACAUGUCUUAUUUCUUACAGAGGGUACGGCUCGCUGAGGUCGUCCGCAACUUCACUGACCGAGUACCUCUCACAAAUUCCUCAAACCCAGAUGUCCACUCAUACGACCUUGUUUUGGAGGUUGAUGCGGCCAUCGAGCAAUUCAUUGAAGAUCUGCCCCCGUUCCUCAAGUUUAAUACGGAUGACCUACAGCAACUCCCUCCUACAGAAACGCAUAAAAGACCAGGACUAAUUAUUCAGCGUCAUGUCAUGAAUGUCUUUGUCCAUGGCCAAAGAUGCAAACUUCAUCUCCCGUAUCUAGCCCGUGGCGCAGUCGAGCCUACGUAUGCUCGCUCCCGGCGCGUGUGUCUUGAUUCAGCACGCAUGGUCAUACAAACAGAACACCAACUCGAGAAGGAAGCUACAACUUUCAACUCGACACGGCUCAGGUUAUGUUUAGUCUUGCAUAGUGUAUUCAUCGCCAGCAUUGUUCUUAUUUUGGACUUCUGCCUAGGCGCCGAUGCCGACGAGAAAGAACAAAGAAGAGAAGACUUAUUGGAAGCCUGGGACAUAUUGGAGGCGGCCAAAGAACUUUCCAGACCCACGGCUCGCAUACAAGAUCUAUUGACACAGGUGAUGAAGAAGCAUAAAGUGACGCUGCCAGUGGGCAAGGAGAGGCAGAGACCGGUGAGAUGUGAAAACCUUCCACCUACACCAAGCUCGUCAACUGCCAUGUUGUCAAAUGACACGACACCAAAUGAUGCCAUAGCAUCUGUCCAAGAGCUGAGCGACAUGGGAUUGAAUAUGGACUUGGAGGGAAUGGAUUGGGAGAAUUUACUUUGGGGUUUAGAGGCUCCUUUAUUCUAA